Molecule: messenger RNA, 770 nt
Organism: Dermacentor silvarum
Lineage: Eukaryota; Metazoa; Arthropoda; Arachnida; Ixodida; Ixodidae
Exons: 5
Coding region: 82-639 (185 amino acids)
Source: RefSeq, a predicted model, not a curated record
GAGAACUCUGCUGGAGUCUUCGCGUGAAGUGAGAAUAUAUUAAAGGCCGUCGCUUCUACCACCGACGACUCAGUCGCAACAAUGUCAUCGGUGAACACGCUUUCACUCCUCGCCCUGGCCUUGGUCCAACUCUGCGUGCUGUCUGCACUGGAGGACACGUCUACAGAGAAAAACGAUGUCUUGACGGAGAAGACCGACGCGUUCGAGAUUUUGGCUGCCGUUACCUACGCCAUGGCUAUCAAAGACACGAAUACCAACCCGUCGUUCAAGUGCCUGACGGCGAAACGCAUCCUGUUCGACCCUAGUGGUCCGUCGGCCACGUACGAGUGGUCACUGAACGCAGGUGAUGGACAGCCAAGGAAGCAAGCAACGUUUUACUUCACACCAAGUGAUGCCCCCGACACUGCUACUGUCGUGGUGAACUCAGACACCAGCAGUCGGCAGACUGUUCGAUAUCCCUACACUGACUACACGACGUGCGGAAUUAUGGAAGUCAACUACGAAGGACAUCAUUGCACACUGUGGGUAAAAAACGCGACGGCUCCGAUUCCGGAAGAAUGUCACCAACAGCAUACCAAGAUCUGCGGAGAAGGCGUUUCUCUCUACGACAAAGAUACCUGCAGCAAGGUCACCGAAUAAAUAGUUGCAACGUAAAUGUUCUGAAGGGCGGAAAUAUGAUAAGCACAAUUAAAAUUCGAGUGCUACAAAAACAGUAUAGGUGAACGAAAUAAAGAGAAGUCACAAAAUUAUUCGUGUUUUCUUAGUGUGCG